Messenger RNA from Trichomonas vaginalis G3, 1461 nucleotides. Its product is annotated as spectrin binding. The coding region runs from base 1 to 1461 and encodes 486 amino acids. The record is from RefSeq and is a predicted model, not a curated record. The transcript has a single exon. NCBI's taxonomy places the organism in Eukaryota, Parabasalia, Trichomonadida, Trichomonadidae. Gene Ontology annotation, molecular function: protein binding.
AUGUCUCUCUGGAAAGAGAUCAAGAAUAAAAAUAUUGAAGAGGUUAAAAACAUAAUUAACCAGGACAAAUCACUUGCCUAUUCCGUCGAUGAUAACGGCAUGACCAUAUUAAUUGCUUCUGCUAAAGCUGGUUCUUUAGAUUUGAUGCAAUAUUUUAUCAAACUUGGAAUUGAACCACUUUCACUCACUCCAAACGGUUCUGAUAUUCUGACAGCAGCUGCAUCCGUCGGAUCAUUAGAAUGCUUUGAAUAUUCAUUGAGUUUAGGUGCAAAAAUCGAUAGAAAACGUGAAGACGGAACAACAGUGAUGAUUUUUGCUGCUAGUGGUGGAAAUCCAGAAAUAAUAAAGAAAUGCAUUGAUGCAGGCCUUGAUGUUAAUGAGCGUUCAAAAGGAUUGUCAACACCUCUUAUAGAAGCUGCAAAGAAAGGAUCAUUAGAAAGCUGCAAAAUUUUAAUUGAAAAUGGCGCAGAUGCAACUUUGAAGCAGAAAAACGGAUUUUCUGCUUUGAAUGGAAGCUGCAUUAGUGGCAAUUAUGACUUAUUUAUGUACUUAACAACCAAGAUGCCUCUUGAAGAAACAAACAAAGGAUCAUUAGUUCAUGACGCAGUUAUUGGAAACAACACAGAUAUUGUUGAAUUUCUUAUCAACAACAAAUUCGAUUUAAACACGAAAGUAAAAGGAAGAUAUCCAAUUCACUUAGCAUGUAUGAAAGGUAAUUUAAAGAUGGUCAGAUUGCUACUUGAUAAUGGUGCAAAGUUACAGAAUUGUGACGCAGAAAACACUCCACUUCAUUAUGCAGCUGAAAGUGACAAAGUUGAGACAUUCGAUUUCAUUCUUUCUAAGACUAAAGACAUCAAUCCAAAGAAUGUUUUGGGAAUGACUCCUUUGUUACAAGCUGCUGCAGCUCAUGCAUUUAAUGUUUGCAAGUAUAUCAUUGCAAAAGGCGGAGAUAUCUUUGCAUUAGAUAAUAAGAACCAUGGAAUAUUGCAUUAUGCAGCUACACAUUGCGAUACUGGUUUCUUAGAUACACUUGAUAUGCUCAGUGUCGAUUUUAACUUAGAAGAUAUUUCUGGAAAAACACCUCUCUUCUCAGCAGUCGAAUGUGGAAAUAUGGAUGUAAUAAAAUACUUUGUAGAAGAAAAAUAUGCCGAUUUGAAGAAGAAAGAUAACGAAGGCAAAAAUCUCUUCCAUAAUAUUUGCAACAACGUCAAUGUUUGCGAAUAUUUAUUAGCAAAUGGAGUUGACCCAGCAGAAAAAGAUGAAAAUGAAGCUACCCCUCUGCAUUAUGCUGCAGAAAGUGGAAAAAUUGAUAUAAUUCCAUUCUUUUUAUCUCAUGGAUGCAAGGCUGAUGAUAAAGAUGCCAAUGGAAUGACACCUGUCGACCUUGCUUCAGACUUUGGCCACAUCGAAUGCUUUGAAUUAUUAGUUGAUUCAGUUGAAACACCAGAACAUCAUGAAUAA